Molecule: messenger RNA, 1672 nt
Organism: Cladocopium goreaui
Lineage: Eukaryota; Dinophyceae; Suessiales; Symbiodiniaceae
Source: the annotation of a GenBank genome assembly
UUGUUUGUCUGACAUUGUUUUUAUCGCCAUGUUGCCGGCAAUGACCUCACUGGGCACUAGCACACCGUCCUGGAGACCGGUGCGGUUUCCUCACCGGCACCACGAAGACCACGAAAUGGCCGGGUGCAGGACCUUGCGAGGCAUGCGCAUCACAAUGGCCCUGGUUUCAGGGUCCGUGGUGAUGCGGGCAAGAAGAAGUGGAAUGGGUGCCAUGAGUGAGUUGUUGUUGCAACUGCGCUCAGCUUCGGCGCCAGAGAGGGAGGAGAUGCUCCAUCAGGAAGAUGCGAAAGGCCUCAAAGCCAUUUGCGCCGGCUUGGGCCGACCAACUGGCGGCACAGCCGAGCAAGCACUGCUUCGCAUCCAGGAAGUGCUGCACAUGGAGGAUGGUCUCUACGAGGAGGGCCUCACAGCCCGAAUCAUCCAGGCGGUUGGAAAAGUCUCUGAAACCGACGGUGACGUCAUAAGCUUCCUUCAAAGCCGCUACAAAGCUGAUGAAUUGAAGGAGAUGUGCCGGAAGCUGGGCUUGCCCCAAAGCGGUCGCAAAGCUCUGCUGGCAGAGCGGAUCGCCAACAAAGCCGUGGAGCUUUGGCAGGUGAUGAAACUCAGAGGUGAAGGAACUUCCACCAAGCAGCGAGUGGAGACAGUGGAGACAGUGGAGACCGUGGAGACCGUAGAGACUGUAGCCGAAGGUGUCCAAGGUGUCGCGGAGCCUGUCUCUGUGACCUCAACUUCGCGAAGGUCUCGAAGGUCUCGAAGGUCUCGACCACCUGAAGUGGAGGAGGUGAUGCAAUCUGUCAAAGAGAUGCCGGACGAAGGUGACAUCUCCAGAAUCAGUGACCCACCUGUGGCCGCGCAGGAGCCGUUGGAGGCAGAAGUUCUGCACAAUGAAGAGGUGGAUGCAGACUCCUUUGAGGAGGAUGAAGACGACGAAGAUGAGGAAGAUGAAAUGGCAAGGAAGCAAAGAAGAUUCAAGGAAAGACGUUCCAAAUUGAUGGGUUAUGUGGUGGAGGAAAACGCGAGUGUGUAUGGGGAGGAUCAGCAGAGGUACCUGAAGGAUCUGAAUGCUGCAAUCGAGGAAAUGUCUGACGGAGUGCGGCUCUCUUACUUGAAUGACAAGCUGGAGGCGCCCAACCUCGACAGCCGCCUUCCCAAGGUCUUGGGACCGGCAAGGGACACCGCAGAAUAUGCUGCCUGGCACGUGGAACCCUACAGCGAAGAGAUGCACAUGGUUGGAGAGCUGGGACCUGCGCGAGUUGCUUACUGCAAAUGGUGGAAUCGCGCACGUGGGUGUGGCGAGGUGGUCGACACGGUCGACAAAGGUGUUGCUGUGGUUUUAGCCGCUGCCCUGACCACUGGCGCCAACGUUGCGCCCACCGCCAAGUAUUUGAUCCAGGGUGAGAUGGUGGAAUAUCGAAGGGUAAAAGAUGCCGAUCUUGACAGAGGGAUCCUUGUCCGCGGUGUUCGAGGGUGGCCAUUGACCUGUGAGAUGGAUGGAGCGAAAGCCUUGCCUGGAUAGCCUUCCAAAUUGCUGGAUGAUUUGCUUAUGAUUUGCUUAACCUACCACGAUAGUCUCGAUAGUCAAAGGAAAUGAUGCAACGAACUAUCCCUCUUAACUAAAACGUAGUCGCUUCGAAAGCUAUCCAUGGGGACUGCUUUGUCAUCGCUGCUGCGA